AUGCAGCUCUCUUUGACUCUUCCAUGCUUCUCUGGAACACUCCUUUUACUGGUAGUGUCGAACUUGCUGCUUUGGGAGCAUGUGACCUCAUCACCAAAUUCCCAGGUGUCCACUGAAAGCCUGUACCAAAGUGUGGUUGAACUGUCACACUACACCUAUGAUCUUGCUUCAAAAGUGUUCAUUGAAUUUAAUAUGAAGUUUGGUAGGAGAACUUGGACACAGAACCUGAUGUUAAACAACUGCCACACUGCCUCUAUCUUCACUCCAGAAAACAGCGAACAAGUCCAUGAGACAAAAUCAGAAGAUCUCCUGAAAGUGACCAUCAGUAUUUUACAAGCCUGGGAGGAGCCUCUGAAGCACAUGGUGGCUGCAAUGGCUGCUCUUCCAGAUGCAUCUGAUGUUAUGCUGUCAAGGACAAAAGAGUUGGAGGAAAGAGUUCUAGGCCUUCUGGAGGGACUGAAGAUCACAAUCAGCAGGGUUCAACCUGGAGCUGUUGAAAAUGACUGUACUUCCUGGUAUGGAUGGUCAGAUUUGCAGUCAUCUGAUGAAGCUACUCGCUAUUUUGCUCUUAGUAACUUGUACCAAUGUGUGCGCAGGGAUACACACAAGGUUGACAAUUAUCUCAAGGUCUUGAAGUGCAGAGAUAUUCAUAACAACAACUGCUAAACUCACAUCCAUGUUUUCUGUCACAG
Molecule: messenger RNA, 692 nt
Organism: Phodopus roborovskii (desert hamster)
Lineage: Eukaryota; Metazoa; Chordata; Mammalia; Rodentia; Cricetidae
Product: prolactin-3B1
Exons: 5
Coding region: 1-666 (221 amino acids)
Biological process (GO): positive regulation of receptor signaling pathway via JAK-STAT; positive regulation of cell population proliferation; mammary gland development
Cellular component (GO): extracellular region
Molecular function (GO): prolactin receptor binding; hormone activity
Source: RefSeq, a predicted model, not a curated record